AUGACCGCUGCGCGGUGCAGCUCGGCCACCCGCCAGCUGCUGCAGCACCAAGCCUCGCAGACCCUGCCGCCGACCUCACCCUUCGCGCCGCGCCAUCUGCUCUCGAUCGCCGACCUGACGCCGACCGAGUUCGCGACGCUGGUGCGCAACGCCUCGGCCCACAAGCGCGCCAUCAAGUCCGGCGCGAUCCCGCAGAACCUGCUGGGCGCGCUGACGGGCCAGACGGUGGCGAUGAUGUUCAGCAAGCGGAGCACGCGGACGCGGAUCUCGACCGAGGGCGCGGUGGUGCAGAUGGGCGGCCACCCGAUGUUUCUGGGCAAGGACGACAUCCAGCUCGGGGUCAACGAGUCGCUGUACGACACCGCGGUAGUGGUCUCGUCGAUGGUUUCGUGCAUCGUCGCGCGCGUGGGCCCGCACGCCGACGUCGCCGGCCUCGCCCAGCACUCCUCCGUCCCCGUCAUCAACGCCCUCUGCGACUCCUUCCACCCGCUGCAGGCCAUCGCCGACUUCCAGACCCUCCACGAGACCUUCACCCCGAAGGCGCACCACCUCUCCAGCCUCGGCCUCGAGGGCCUCAAGAUCGCCUGGAUCGGCGACGCCAACAACGUCCUCUUCGACAUGGCCAUCAGCGCCGCCAAGAUGGGCGUCGAUCUCGCCGUUGCCACCCCCAAGGGCUACGAGAUCCCCGCCCCGAUGCUGGAGCUCAUCCAGCAGGCCGGCCAGAACGUCCAGAACCCGGGCAAGCUCAUCCAGACGAAUAUCCCCGAGGAGGCGGUCAAGGGCGCCGACGUGCUGGUCACGGAUACCUGGGUCUCGAUGGGCCAGGAGGCCGAGGCCCGCAAGCGCCUCCAGGACUUCGCCGGCUUCCAGAUCACCCCCGAGCUGGCCAAGCGCGGUGGCGCCAACGAGGGCUGGAAGUUCAUGCACUGCCUGCCUCGUCACCCCGAGGAGGUCAGCGAUGAGGUCUUCUACAGCAAACGCUCGCUGGUCUUCCCCGAGGCUGAGAACCGCCUGUGGGCUGCCAUCUCCGCCUUGGAAGGGUUCGUUGUGAACAAGGGCAAGAUCGAGUAG
Messenger RNA from Aspergillus fijiensis CBS 313.89, 1071 nucleotides. It is a transcript of the gene argB, whose product is annotated as ornithine carbamoyltransferase. Gene Ontology annotation, biological process: L-citrulline biosynthetic process. The transcript has a single exon. The coding region runs from base 1 to 1071 and encodes 356 amino acids. Gene Ontology annotation, molecular function: ornithine carbamoyltransferase activity; amino acid binding. NCBI's taxonomy places the organism in Eukaryota, Fungi, Ascomycota, Eurotiomycetes, Eurotiales, Aspergillaceae. The record is from RefSeq and is a predicted model, not a curated record. Gene Ontology annotation, cellular component: mitochondrion.